AUGUCCAACGCAUUAGAGAAAUUGAAGGAAUUCACUGUUGUCGUAGCAGACACUGCUGACUUUGGAGUGUUGUCCAAGUUUGGCUCAGUUGACAGCACAACAAACCCAUCAUUGGUGUUCCAGGCUUCAGUGUUGCCACAGUACAAGCAUCUGAUUGAUGAUGCCGUCGCCUACGCAAAGAAGAACUCAACUGACAAGCAGACACAGCUCUCUCUGUCGAUCGACAAGCUCUUUGUCAACUUUGGUCUGGAGAUCCUCAAGAUCGUGCCCGGCCGUGUCUCCACAGAGGUCGACGCUCGUCUCUCCUACGACACCGAGGCCAACAUCAAGAAGGCUCGUGAGCUGAUCGCUCUCUACGAGGCCGCUGGCAUCAACAGAAACCGUGUACUCAUCAAGCUCGCCUCCACCUGGGAGGGUAUCCAGGCUGCCCAGGUGCUCGAGAAGGAGGGCAUCCACUGCAACAUGACUCUGCUGUUCUCGCUCGUGCAGGCUCAGGCUUGUGCCGAGGCUGGCGUCACACUCAUCAGUCCAUUCGUUGGUCGUAUCACCGACUUCUACAAGCAGAAGGAGGGCAAGGACUUCCCCGCCAAGGAGGACCCAGGUGUCCUCUCGGUCCAGGCCAUCUACCACUACUACAAGAAGCACGGCUACAAGACCGUCGUCAUGGGUGCCAGUUUCCGUACCAAGGAGCAACCACUGGAGCUCGUUGGCUGUGACUUGCUGACCCUCUCACCAAACAUUCUCGAGGCUCUCCAGGCUGCCGACGCUUCGUUGGUCACUCCAAAGCUCUCGGCCACCAACAUCCCAGGCAACGUGCCAGCCAAGCAUGUUCCAACCGCUGCCAACUUCCACUGGGAGCUCACCAACAACGAGAUGGCUCACUUCAAGACUGCUGAGGGUAUCCGUAACUUUGCCAAGGACCUCGUCAAGCUUGAGCAACAGAUUGAGAAGCUCUUGUAA
Molecule: messenger RNA, 960 nt
Organism: Acytostelium subglobosum LB1
Lineage: Eukaryota; Evosea; Eumycetozoa; Acytosteliales; Acytosteliaceae
Exons: 2
Coding region: 1-960 (319 amino acids)
Biological process (GO): carbohydrate metabolic process; pentose-phosphate shunt, non-oxidative branch; pentose-phosphate shunt
Cellular component (GO): intracellular anatomical structure; cytoplasm
Molecular function (GO): transaldolase activity
Source: RefSeq, a predicted model, not a curated record